AUGUUUGAGGAACAGUUGGUCACUUUUGACAGCUCGUCUGAGCUUUUUGGCCUCGUUGGAGCGACAAUAAUCACAAGCUCCAAUGAUUUCAAGGGAGUCCACCAUGCAGCUCGGGCGCUCGCUGAGGACUUCGGUCGAGUCACCAAGGGCGAUGCCAAUCCCUUUCAAGUCGUGGACGAGGGCCAGGCCGGCUUUCUGGAGCUGACAGGCUCAAACGCGAUUAUUAUCGGCUCGAUUGAUUCAUGUUGGAUUCUCAAGGAGCUCGAACGGUCGGGAAGAAUAAAUAACGGUUCAAUUCGUGGGAAAUGGGAGUCCUUCACCACCGCAGUCGUCGAGAACCCCUUUCCUGGUUGUGAAAGGUCACUGGUGAUUGCUGGAAGCGACAAGCGAGGUGCCAUUUUUGGCGCAUACACACUAUCAAGCCAAAUCGGGGUUUCCCCAUGGUAUUGGUGGGCAGAUGUUCCCCCGAAGUUUCACCGCGAGAUCUUCGCCCUUCCUAUUCAAACCACCCACGGCGAGCCAAGCAUUCAAUACCGUGGCAUAUUUAUCAAUGAUGAGGCUCCAGCGCUGACUGCAUGGGUAUUGGAAAAAUUCGGAGAGUACAACUCGGAUUUCUACAAGAAUGUCUACGAGCUGCUGCUUCGGCUAAAGGCGAACUUCAUGUGGCCCGCCAUGUGGCCUGGGUACCCAAAUCCAGGAGCAGUCUUCUUUCUCGAUGAUCCAAAAAAUCAGCACCUUGCAGACGAAUAUGGCAUAUGUGUCUCAACUUCCCAUCACGAGCCGAUGCAGCGAGCUACAACAGAGUGGUUCGAAGAGGGGAGGAAAUCAUCGGGUUUUUUUCGCAAAGGUGUUACACGCGCAAAGGGUCUGGAAUCAUAUUUCACAAUGGGAAUUCGAGGGGAAUACGAUAAGGGCAUGGUUACAAAAGACCCUGGUGCCGUGGUCCGAGAUGUGCUCGAACAGCAGCGAGCACUAUUCAAGGAGGUACAUGGCAGGGAAGAUGCUGUUCCUCAGGUACUCGCUUUAUACAAAGAAGUCCAAGACUUAUAUCAAGCGGGUGAAUUCGUGGUCCCUGAUGAUGUGACACUCUUGUUCGCCGACGACAACUUUGGGACUCUACGCCGUCUUCCUUCUGGAUCCGAGAAGUCAAGAGCUGGGGGUGCAGGUAUAUAUUAUCAUUUUGAGUACGUUGGUGCGCCUCGAAGCUAUAAGUGGAUUAAUUCAAACUCACUGGGGAAAAUAUAUCAUCAACUUAACCAGGCUCAUCAUCGCAAUGCUCGAAAAAUAUGGGUGUUCAACAUCGGCGACAUAAAGCCGAUCGAAGUGCCGCUGACAUUCGCAAUGUCGAUGGCUUGGAACAUCAACUCCGUGUGUCGCGAAAAUAUCCCUCAAUUCUUAGACAAUUUUGCUACAGAUUGCUUCGAUGGAGGUUUGAGCAAGGCCAUUGUCCCUAUUUGGCACGAGUACGAUCGUCUUGUUCGCCUCCGCAAACACGAGCACAUCGACCCAGAAACAUUCUCUUUGCUUCACUAUAAUGAAGCUGACAACAUUGUGGUACGAUGGCAAGCGCUAGCUUUAGCCUCGGAGCGUCUUUACGAGACCGCUUCAGCAGAACAAAAGGCAGCAAUUUGGGAGCUCGUGGUUCAUCCUGUCAAAUCCAGCUUCAUAUUCACCCAGCUUCGUGUUGUCCAAGCCCGUAACCAGCUUCACGCCCGCCAACGACGCAACACAGCCAACAAACUUUUGCGACAAGCCCUGGAUCUUUUUGAUGCAGAUUUCAAGCUAUCCCAAGAAUUCCAUUCCCUUCUGGAUGGAAAAUGGAAUCAUAUGAUGUGCCAAGCGCACAUGGCCUACGUCCAGCGUGGUCAAAAUAGCAACAUCAUUGUUGGUCAGAUGGGAGUAGCUGUGGAGGGGCACGAAGGUGUUCGACCUGGGCGAAUCAACGAGGAAAGCGAACGUACGCACCCUAGCCGACGCGAUCUUGUCCCGGGUCUAACUCUCUCCUCGAUGAGCCGAUAUGGACCCACAAAAAGGUGGUUCGACAUAUUCACUCGGGGCACGAAAACAAUUCACUGGAGCUGCUCAGUGCCGCACUCUUGGAUUCAUCUUUCACGGAGUGAUGGAGAUAUUCACCCCAAUGGGGACGAUUCACGCAUCACAAUUGCAAUUGAUUGGGAGAAAGUACCGACCGAGUUUGAUGAGGAGGUCCUGAUCAGCGUUUCCUCUAAAGAAGGUGACUUUGAACAUGUUCAUCUUCCCAUCUACGGUCGGCGGGUCCCAGAAUGCUUCUCUGGCUUCGUCGAAUCAGAUGGCUGCAUCUCCAUUCCUGCUGCGGGGCUGGGAACCAAGGACCCAUACCAGCAUCACCCAGAGCUUGGCCGAUCAAAUGAUGGAGCUGUCACAAUUUGCAAUUCAAAUUCGAUAAGCGGAAAUAUUCCAUUCCUUGAAUAUCCUAUUUAUACCUUUUCGCAUUCCACGCAAGUCACCAUUACCCUUUAUUUCAACUUGACUCUUGAGAUCGACCCAGCACACCGAAUGUCUUACGAUAUUGCCAUCGACGAUCAACAAACUACAUCACAUUAUCUUCUCUCGGAUUCCCGUGUACCAAAUAAACUACCGGCUGAGGGCUGGCUAGACUCUGUCAUGGAUUGUGUCUGGCGAAGGAACCACAAUAUUCGUAAUCUGGAGACUGGGGACCACGUCCUUCGCCUGCGGCUUAAUCACCCAAACCUUCUUUUGGAGAAAGUCGUCCUGGAUCUUGGGGGAGUCCGGGAAAGUUAUUUAGGGCCACCGCCCAGUUUCCUAAUUGAAUUGCAGCAUGAAAACCUCUAG
Messenger RNA from Penicillium cosmopolitanum, 2832 nucleotides. RefSeq names its product glycoside hydrolase family 115 protein. NCBI's taxonomy places the organism in Eukaryota, Fungi, Ascomycota, Eurotiomycetes, Eurotiales, Aspergillaceae. Bases 1 to 2832 code for a protein of 943 amino acids. The transcript has 6 exons. The record is from RefSeq and is a predicted model, not a curated record.